Molecule: messenger RNA, 2007 nt
Organism: Fusarium musae
Lineage: Eukaryota; Fungi; Ascomycota; Sordariomycetes; Hypocreales; Nectriaceae
Exons: 1
Coding region: 1-2007 (668 amino acids)
Source: RefSeq, a predicted model, not a curated record
AUGCGCAAGUUCAGAUGCGACAAUUUGACCCUUGAGACUUCACCCACAAGCUCAAAGUCCACGGCUAUAGAACCAAAAUCACUGGUCGCAGAAUUGCAAUCCCUCCGCCGGAUUGUCUCGGAUAGUGAAUAUCGCAUAUACGAUGCCAUUUUCAGCUGGCUGCAUGGCUUACUGACCUCAACCGAACCUGUCUCCCAAACAGCACAUCCGAAGUCGUUGCUAGGAAUGUGUCUUCGCAGGAUACCAGAUGCGAUUGCCGUGAUAGAGCAAUGGGAUCGUCAGACUGCGGCAAAGGAAGGGAAAACUUUCAAGUGGCAAUCAUCUAAAGCAUCUGCAGAACUCUACGAUCAACUCGAGGGGUUUGGUACUUCGAGUCUGGGUUGGAAACCCCUCAAGAUUGUUGUCCGUGCGCAUGCUCUAUGUCUUUUGGCAACUGCUGUGACAGAAGGUCUCCUCGAACCUCCGUUUGUACGACUGUUGGCCGAUCUCUGUCUCAGUCUUGACUGUAAGGCAGAAGCCGCGAGACUUGUCUUAAGCCUGAGACUUCCUUUGGCAGCACCUCGUGGUACGUCAAGCACCUUGAUCGAGAGCAGUACGGUCCAGCCUCUGGGUGUUAUAGUAAGAAGCUUGCAAGGUCGGGGAACAAUCGGCCCAUCGUGGGACUGUCUCUCGAACCUUAUCAACACCAAGAAGUUAUCUCUGACCUGGCUGACAUCACGGGCGUUUCAGUCAGUAUGGAUGCGAGGAAUUGAGAUCCUGCUACAUUCCAGAAAACCUGUUCCCUCAGUCGUUGAGUUUAUGUGUAAGGCUCUGGACCAGCUUCUGUUGGACAGUGGUAAAGCGAAUGAGAUAGAACAGCCUACAGAAGAUCAGACACUGAUCAGUGUUCUGGCCGCAAUGACGGCAGCGAUAUGGACAUUGGGUGUUGAUAUGAGUGAUGAAGAACCUUGGAAAACUCAUGCCAUUCGACGACUACUCUUCACACUCGAAAUGUGCAUCACACAGCAACGAACUCGUCGUGGGGCGUUUCGAAGCAGCGGAUUUUUGACACUCGUUUUAGCCCGAUUCUUGGCCACGAGUUUGAUCGACGGGAAAGUGGGCAGUUUAUCAGCGAGGAAUCUGGCGAUUUAUGACUGUAUGAAACCGUUGACAGCCAGAAACGGCUCACCAACUAAACCUCAGUACCGACAAACUCUCUUGCUGGCUUGCUCUGUUGCACAAUACCGGGGCCAAGCAUGUGGCCUGGCUUGCCACGACGUCUUGUCUGAGAUUCGUACACGUUUAAAUGAAUUGAGGCUGCCUGGUUGGUUUCAAGAAGGUCUGGUGUCUGACGGGGCGUUUGUUUUGGCACAGAAAACGAGGGACCUCCGAGAUGUUGCUUUUGCUGAAAGAUUUCCCACGGCUGGCAAGGGAGUCGUCGAAACAAGCACGAUGUUCUCGGGCUGGAAGUGGGAGGAAGGGAUCGGCGAAUGGGUCCUCCCCAGCCCCGGCAAGGAACGAGAAAGCGAGCUGAGACAGCAAGACCAAAGUCGAGACGGAACGAGCUACAGAACAGGCACAGAUCGACAACCAGAUAGUCGAGCCCGGACGACAGGCCUGAGUGGGAAGACGGGCCGCAAUCUCAGGCGCAGAAACGACCAAGAUAGCUCGGUAGGAAGUGACAAGGAUGCUGGCAAUCAUGAUGAUACGGACGACACCGACAGGGAGGAUGAGAAUGAUACGAGCGCAACCAGCGUUACGGAUAUUGACGAAGAGCAAGACAGCGGAGAUGAGCUUGGCGAGUGUGCACAGACGAUGGACUACAGCCCCAGGAAAACAUUGGGACGAACGCAUGGUAUUAACGACAGCGACAGAAGCAGUAGCGGAAAUACCAAAACAGUGAAGAGAGUCAAGCGCUUGGAUAUUGCAAGGACCUGGCAGGAAAACAGGCCUGAUAGAGCCGCUGUAGGAACAUCAUUGGCAGAGCCUGGAGAGGACGAUAUGGAUGACGAACUCAGUAUACUUUGA